AUGUUCAACAAGCAACUAAACUUUCAUCUAUUUGUCUUUCGGUUAUCAGUUGUUGUCGCUCUUUUGGAGUCGCUCUCUUGUGACGAAACAGUAGUUUGCCCUACGGAAAAAGGAGUUAUACUGUAUAAGGAAAAUAUUACGGUGUACAAACUUGUUGGAUCUGAUAUCAUAUUUACUCCAAAUCAGUCGGACAUCAGACUACAUGGUUUAACGUCUGAAAAAUACAGAUGGCACGGACGGAUUACUAAAGCUAACUUUGUUUUGGAGUGGGGGAAGUAUCCAAAGUUGUCAGGCAAAACAAAAUUUUUUUUCAGGACGUUUUACAGACAGCUCCGUUCAUCUACUAUAACAAAGGAAUUCGAUGGUGCGCGCCUACAAUAUACAGCUCGAAUGAAUGACAACACGAACUUUCGUUCUGGAACGGCAACUCUACACGUAGCAGAACUACCCAGUGUUUUGGGAGAAUCAAGCAUUUUGGUAGGUGAAUUGGAAUCUUUUGUCGAGACUUGUUUCAGUGUCACUGGAAGUCCCAAGCCUUUACUGAAAAUUAUCAAAGAAGGCAUGCGAUAUGACAACAUCACCACAGUUUUUCCUAACCUAAGGAAAAGAUGCAUCUACUUUGGCCCUGUACAACUCAGUGAUGCUGGAAACUUUACUGUCACAGCAGAAAAUUGUUUUGGAAAAUCAAACUUCACUUUUCACUUACAAAUUGUGCAAAAACCAUCUCCUAGCGCAACUACGUUUCCGUGUUCAAGAAAUAUCACUCAAUAUACAACGCAACUUCCAACCACCAACGGAAUCCAAACACAAACUCAACAAAUACAUAAUCAAACAAAAGACAUUUCCAUUUCAGCAACGAACACAUUCAUUUUGAGUUACAAUGGAAAAACUGUUGUGUCGAGUAAAUCGAAAAUCAAAGUGUCUGUUAAUUCCACAGUAACGAUGCACUACACUGUGACACAUUUACACGAUAAACUAUUUGUUUGUCACAAUGAGAAGAGAACGGAUCGUGUCUUUGAUCGCUUUCCAUUCUUAAUCAUACCAAACGUACAACAAUCAGACCGUGGAAUAUACGAAAUCAUAGCAAAAACUGGAGAUGUAAAUACGAGAUUGUAUUUUAUUCUUCAGGUAAAGACAUCACUUUCUGCAACAGAUACACCAGGUCUAGGGAUAGAAUCGCUUCCAGCAAAUAGAGUUACCAAGGAAGAAAAUGGCUACACUAGGGGUUUCACAUCAACAAUUGCUACACCGUGUCACAACGCAUCUAAACUAUGCGACACUUCGGAAAAAAUCGAAGUGUUGACUACAGCACUCAUUGUCGUCUCGGUCUGUACUUUUGUCUUUGCUCUACCAGCUGCUUUCCUUGUUUACAAAUACCGUCAACGCUUAAAUUUCUUAAUUUGCAGGCUAGCCAACUUUAGUGAAGGAAAUACUGAACAGAGAAGUCCCACAGAUUCAAACGUUGAAAGCAUCAAACAAAAAAGAAUUUUUGCUAAAAGUAAGAGAACAGUGAGAAUAUCGAAUCUAACAGCUUGCGACGAUGUAAAUGAAGGUUUUCCAGAGGAUUCAGUGCAGCAAGUCACGACGGAGUUAUCUCAUGAUUCACCAUCAGAUAUUGCUUUUCAAGAAAAUUCAGCUUACGUAACAACAGUUCUAUCACAAUGAUGCUCUUUGCCAAUACUGUUUGGUAUUCAGUUGACCUUAUUGUACAACAAACAUCCGGGUAGCUGUAAAGUAGUUGCUAGACAUGCACUGUUUCAGCUUUUGUCAUGUCACGGUCAGUCGUGUGCUACAGACCGGUUUGCUUGCAAGGCUACUAAAUGGCUUGAAGUGUUGCAAUAUGUGGCUAAGCUUUAAAAAGAGAUUUG
Messenger RNA from Corticium candelabrum, 1868 nucleotides. RefSeq lists its product as uncharacterized. Bases 1 to 1665 code for a protein of 554 amino acids. Gene Ontology annotation, molecular function: axon guidance receptor activity. NCBI's taxonomy places the organism in Eukaryota, Metazoa, Porifera, Homoscleromorpha, Homosclerophorida, Plakinidae. The record is from RefSeq and is a predicted model, not a curated record. Gene Ontology annotation, biological process: homophilic cell-cell adhesion; synapse organization. Gene Ontology annotation, cellular component: neuronal cell body; axon; plasma membrane. The transcript is spliced from 7 exons.